Messenger RNA from Ipomoea triloba (trilobed morning glory), 306 nucleotides. RefSeq names its product CLAVATA3/ESR (CLE)-related protein 12. NCBI's taxonomy places the organism in Eukaryota, Viridiplantae, Streptophyta, Magnoliopsida, Solanales, Convolvulaceae. The record is from RefSeq and is a predicted model, not a curated record. The transcript has a single exon. The coding region runs from base 1 to 306 and encodes 101 amino acids.
AUGGCAACUUCUUCUCUCACCAAAAACCCUAUCUCUUUCAUCGCCAUCAUUCUUUGUUCUCUCUUCUUCUUUUUUCUCCUCUUUCAUGGCUUCUCCGAUCAUCAUCAUCACCCACGAGCUUUAAGAAUAAGCUCUCGGCGGGUAAUCAUGGGCGUAGGUUUUGAUUUUCAGUCGUUUCUGCAGCAUCGCGGCCACCGGAAACAUCUGGCUUCGGCGGCGCCGGAAAGUGAUGAUGAUGAGAUCGACCCGCGUUAUGGAGUGGAGAAACGCCUCGUCCCCUCCGGCCCAAACCCUCUCCACCAUUGA